GCCGAGGGAGGCGGCAGGAACAGCCGAGCCGGAAGCAGGAAGUCGCUGUGUUCAUCGAGACUCAGCCAUAACAAACAUCCAAACCACAAACAACUACACUUUAUAACAAUGGCGGGCAUAAAAGCUCUGGUUGGUCUGUCGUUUACUGGAGCCAUCGGGCUGACGUUCCUGCUGCUGGGCUGCGCCCUGGAGCAGUACGGGGUUUACUGGCCGAUGUUUGUCCUGAUCUUCUACGUAUUGAGCCCCAUCCCAAUCCUCAUAUCCAGACGUGUCAGUGAUGACGUGGACUCCUCCAGCAACGCCUGCAGAGAGCUGGCCUACUUCAUAACGACCGGCAUCGUGGUCUCGGCGUUCGGCCUUCCCAUCAUCUUAGCUCGAAUAAGCACAAUCCAGUGGGGAGCCUGCAGUCUGGUGAUGACGGGCAACGCCGUCAUCUUCUUCACCAUCCUGGGCUUCUUCGUGGUGUUUGGCGGCGGGGACGACUUCAGCUGGGAGCAGUGGUAGAUCGCCUCUGCAGAGUGGACGGAUAGUUGGACGAACUGACCGCAGGCUGAGGGGCACACCUGUCCGCCGUUCAAAGGGGGGGAUGCUCAUUCAGAGAGCCAAACAUUUGGACUAAACCUGCACUCAAUCUGGGAGAUGUUUAUAUCGGGGCGAGGUGAGGUUUAGCAGACAGUACUAUGUACUUUAUUAAUGUGCCUUACGUGUAGGACCAAGGGACACCGGUGCCUAUACCGCUCUUGUGCACCAUUACUAGCCUUUUUAUCCUUUAUAUUUACGCUUGUCUUAGUUUCAACCCCUCAAGCACUGUGUUCUUGUUAUAUCUUAGUUAAUCAAUAUCACAAAGAAUCCAAAUAUAACUCUGUUGUAAUGUACACUGCAAAGCUGAGCGCUUCUCUGGAGGUGGAGCUAUUCUCAAAUAUGCAUUUUGGUGUUUGAAAACUAAAGAUGCGUUAUUGUAAUCCCUGCUCUACGACACUUCAAUACAGGAAUCCACAGCUUUUUGUAUUUAUGUUUGGUUUUUCAUCAAGACUUUAGGACCUUUAAUAUUUGUUCUGGUGCAAUUGUUUACAUUUUCACCAAAGAUCUUUUAGAAGAAGGAGUUUGUUUUUGUGUGAACUAGAAAUAUGAUCCUCAAAAGCCAACUGGGGCAUUUAAAAAAAACAUUUUUUUGAGCAUUUUAGAGAAAUAUUCAUUUUAAGCUCCUGUUCAUGCCUUAACAUCAUAGUAUCAUGAAUGACAUCAUAAAUUGUAUUCCUGAAUGCGUUUAGGCCCCUCUUCCUCGUGGAGGACCUUCGUUGCAAAGUUCUUCAUAAAUUCCGGUCUAACAAAAUGUGUGUUUUAUUAGAAGAAAAGUGAGUUAGUGUGAUACGUUGUUCUAUGUUGAAACUGAAAUCUUUGCCUGUUAAUUACAAUGUCAGCAUUUUGUUCUCUUUUGUUGUGGCUGGUAAACUAAUCAGCUUUUCUGGGUGUUGCCUUGCCGCAGAGACUUUCAUUUUAAAACGUAGCAUUAACUGUCCCAUACAAUCUCUCACCUUUUUUUUGCAUUUUUUUUUCCAUAUCUGCAAUAUACAGAAUGAUAUUUUAUGUUUGUAACUGACAUCAUGAAUAAACUCCCUGAGGAAUGUUUUAUUCUCUCCAUCUAAAAGGGCUGUUUUUUAAGCUCCAGACUGCAUUUUGUUAUCUCACACUGAUUAAAACUGUUUAUCAAAA
Molecule: messenger RNA, 1713 nt
Organism: Cololabis saira (Pacific saury)
Lineage: Eukaryota; Metazoa; Chordata; Actinopteri; Beloniformes; Belonidae
Product: leptin receptor gene-related protein
Exons: 4
Coding region: 109-504 (131 amino acids)
Biological process (GO): late endosome to vacuole transport via multivesicular body sorting pathway; negative regulation of growth hormone receptor signaling pathway
Cellular component (GO): endosome
Source: RefSeq, a predicted model, not a curated record